AUGAAUUCUACAUCCCAAGAACUGGACGAGAGGCUCUGUACAUCCCCACAGUCGUUAGUAAAUCCUAUACAAACCCUGGAACAGAGGCAGGCAGAGCUAAGAUCAGGUGACAUCGGGGAAUCCUCAUAUUUUUGGAAUUAUGGGGGAUGGACACCAUGUUCUGCAAUCUGUGGAAAUGGAUUCAGAAAGCGUUUGGUGCUGUGUAUGAAUCGCUCGACUGGGAAGAGGGCAGAACUAGAGAACUGUGUGGCGUCUGAUAGGCCAGCGGACUCGGAGCAAUGUAAGGGAGAAGACUGUGAUUCGACUUCUGAGGACUCCACUGUGGAGUGGGAGCUGGGAGAUUGGGGACCCUGUUCCUCCUCCUGUGACAUCGGAGACCAACUCCAGGACGUGACCUGUGUCAGCACAGACCCCAGUGGGCGGACAGUGACGGUGGACGACCAGAAGUGUAUCCAGCUGUAUGGACGGAAGCCGGAGUACAGGAGGUCCUGUAACGAGAACAUUCCCUGUCCGUACUGGACCCCAGUGGAAGAGUGGUCCUCUUGUAACAAGGACUGUGGUAUGGGGGAGCAGAGUAGGGCGGUGCUUUGUGUCAGUAUAGACAACCGGAGACUGGCCGACAGUGCCUGUGACAGCACCAAAAAAGCCGCCUCCACCAGGCCCUGUAUGGUCAGACAAUGUGACAGUAACCCGGAAGAUCCUGGAUUAAACUGCAGAAAUUCUCCUUUUGGGUGUUGUCAAGAUGGAAGGACUGCAGCUCAAGGUUCUAAUUUUGAGGGCUGUCCACAGGAAUGUACUUCGAGUAGAUACGGAUGUUGUCCAGAUCAGAAAACACCAGCUAGAGGGCCAGAUGGAGAGGGCUGCCCACCAGAAUGCUUGCAGAGUAGAUAUGGAUGUUGUCAGGACCAAAAAACACCAGCUAGAGGGCCAAAUGAAGAAGGAUGCCCAUCAGAUUGUUCAAGAACAAGAUUUGGAUGUUGUUCUGAUAAUCAAACUCCUGCCAGAGGACCUAAUGGUGAGGGAUGCACUUUUCACUGUUCCAGAUAUAGGUACGGUUGUUGUCCAGACAAUGUAACAAUAGCACGUGGUUCUAAUGGUGAGGGAUGUCCAGUUUCUUGCUCUGGUAGCACUUAUGGAUGCUGCCCUGAUGGAAGAACAGUCAAGACAGGACCAGAUAAUGAAGGAUGUUCCCUUGAGUGUUCUAGAUACCGCUAUGGGUGUUGUCCUGAUAAUUUGACACCAGCAAGAGGUCCAAACGGUCAUGGAUGUCCAAAUGUAUGUACUACAUCAAGAUAUGGGUGCUGUGAAGAUGGUAGAACAGAGGCAAGAGGCCCUAAUGGAGAAGGCUGCCCAGCAGAUUGUUCUAGAAGAAGGUACGGCUGUUGUCCUGAUAAUGUCACUCCUGCUCGAGGUCCAGAAGGAGAAGGAUGUCCAAAUGCUUGUUCCACCUCACUCUAUGGAUGUUGUCCUGACAGGAAGACAGCUGCUAGAGGUCCAAACAGAGAGGGCUGUCCUGCUGACUGUAAUCGAUAUAGAUAUGGAUGUUGUGCAGAUAAUGUAACCCCUGCCAGAGGUGAGAAUGGAGAGGGUUGUCCUAGUAAUUGUACUAUGUCUCAGUAUGGCUGUUGUCCUGAUAGACUGACUGAAGCCAAAGGAUUCAACUUCGAGGGAUGCUCUAAUCAGUGCUUGAGGAGCAGGUAUGGAUGUUGUCCAGAUGGAAGAACAGAAGCAAGAGGUCCAAACAAUGAUGGAUGUUUUUAUGUUGAUUGCUCCAGAUACCAGUUUGGAUGUUGCUCAGAUAAUGUUACAAUUGCUAGAGGUCCAGAUGGAGAGGGUUGUCCCAGUAACUGUACACUCUCGGUGUAUGGCUGCUGUGCUGAUCAAGUGACAGAAGCUCAAGGGUAUAAUAUGGAAGGUUGUUACAGUGAAUGUUUGAGAAGUAGAUAUGGAUGUUGUCCUGAUGGGAUAAGAGAAGCAAGAGGACCAAAUGCAGAGGGAUGUACUGUAAGCUGUGUAGACAUGCAAUUUGGGUGUUGUCCCGACAACCAAACACCAGCAAGAGGUCCAAAUAGUCAAGGCUGCUACAUAGAUUGUUCCAGAUAUCAAUAUGGUUGUUGCUCUGAUGAGUACACUCCUGCCAGAGGCCCCGGGAGGGAAGGCUGCCCAAGUAACUGUACAUUAUCUCAGUAUGGAUGUUGUCCUGAUCAAGUUACAGAGGCUAAAGGCUAUAAUAAUGAAGGGUGUUUCAGAGACUGUAGAACAAGCAGAUAUGGUUGCUGUCAAGAUGGUAGAACAGAAGCAAGAGGACCUAAUGGGGAGGGUUGUGUGUUGGAUUGUGUAAGGCAACGCUUUGGGUGCUGCCCAGAUAGCAACACCCCAGCAAGAGGUCCAGAUGGUGAAGGUUGCCCUAGUGACUGUACCAAGUCCCUGUAUGGUUGUUGUUAUGAUGGAACAACAAGCGCCAGUGGACCAGACGGAAUUGGCUGUCCUCCUGACUGCCUGAGAUAUAGAUAUGGCUGUUGUUCUGAUAAUGUCACAAUUGCCAGAGGCCCAAAUGGAGAGGGUUGUCCAAGCAACUGUACUUUUUCUCAAUAUGGAUGCUGUUUAGAUGAAGUUACUUCAGCCAGAGGUUUCAAUUUUGAGGGCUGCCCUCCAGAAUGUCUGAACUCCAGAUAUGGAUGUUGUUUGGAUAACAGAACAGAAGCUAGAGGUCCCAAUGGAGAGGGAUGCCCCAAUAAUUGUUCACGAACAAGAUAUGGAUGUUGUCCAGAUCAGAAAACACCAGCCAGAGGUUCAGCUGGGGAAGGUUGCCCACCAGAAUGCUUGCAAAGUAGGUAUGGAUGUUGUCAGGAUCAAAGAACACCAGCAAGGGGACCCAAUAAAGAAGGGUGCCCCUCUGAUUGUUCAAGAUCACGGUAUGGUUGUUGUCCAGAUCAGAAAACCCCAGCCAGAGGGCCAAAUAGAGAGGGAUGUACUGUUCACUGUUCUAGAUACAGAUACGGUUGUUGUCCAGACAAUGUAACUAUUUCCCGUGGCCCUAAUAGUGAAGGAUGUCAAACUUCUUGCUCUGAUAGCACUUAUGGAUGUUGCCCUGAUGGAAGGACGGUCAAGAGAGGGCCAAAUGGAGAGGGGUGUGUUUAUGAAUGUUCAAAAACUCGUUAUGGCUGUUGUUUAGACAAUCAGACCCCUGCUAGAGGACCUAACCAAGAAGGUUGUCCCUCAAAAUGCAGGAACUCUACAUACGGAUGUUGCUCAGAUGGAGUUACACAGGCUAAGGGUCUAAACGGUGAAGGAUGUGUGUUUGAUUGUGAGAGAAGAACCUAUGGAUGUUGUGCAGACAACAGAACCCCUGCUAGGGGCCCCAACGGAGAAGGCUGUCCAAGAGUCUGUGAAUUAUCUAGAUUUGGUUGUUGUCCUUUUAGUAACAUCUCAGCAACUGGUCCCAAUUACUCUGGUUGUCCCUACACAUGUUUAACUAGUAUAUAUGGAUGUUGUUCAGACAACUACACAGCAGCUAGAGGUCCCAAUCAAGAAGGUUGUCUAAAAACUUGCGAGAUUUCAAGAUUUGGUUGUUGUCCUUUUAGUAACAUCUCAGCAACUGGACCCAAUUACUCUGGAUGUCCCUACACAUGUUUUACUAGUAUAUAUGGAUGUUGUCCUGACAACUACACAGCAGCUAGAGGUCCUAAUCAAGAAGGUUGUCGAAAAACUUGCGAGAUUUCAAGAUUUGGUUGUUGUCCUUUUAGUAACAUCUCAGCAACUGGACCAAAUUACUCUGGAUGUCCCUACACAUGUUUAACUAGUGUGUAUGGAUGUUGUCCUGACAACUACACAGCAGCUAGAGGUCCAGAUGGAGAAGGCUGUCCCAGUCCGUGUGAUCAGUAUCCAUAUGGAUGUUGUCAAGAUGGUAAAAUUCCAGCUAAUGGGCCUGGACAAGAAGGAUGUCUGCCAGGAAUUGCACAGUCAGAUUCAUGUGGUCUGAAGCCGGAGAGGGGACCUUGUACCAACUACAGCGUACUAUACUUCUACAACAGUACAGCUAAUCGGUGCCAGAGAUUUUGGUAUGGAGGUUGUGAUGGGAACGACAAUCGAUUCAAUACUGAGGACGAAUGUAAAGAAAAAUGCUCCGGAAGUAGAACAGAAAAUACCGAUAGGAGACCUGUAACAGCUAAACAGACCUGUCAGAACAGCUACUAUGGGUGUUGUCCUGAUGGUGUGACAUUUGCACGAGGGUCAAAUUACGAGGGCUGUACGCAGUCAGAGGACAGACCAGUUUGUCAGCAGCCCUCCGAUUCGGGACGGGAUUGUGAAGGGGCCAAACUUGAGAUCAGGUGGUACUACAAGACUGAUCUCCAGAGAUGUGACCGCUUCUGGUUCCGGGGCUGUGGAGGAAAUAACAACAACUUCAAAACCGAGGAGGAAUGCCAGCAGACGUGUACAGGGGGAGGUGGAAGACCAGGGGUGACUCGUGCACCCACGGUGACUCGUGCACCCACAACACGGGCCCCCUUACAGCCGGAGUCGGGCUCUGUGUGUGAGCUAGACAAAGUACGAGGUCCCUGUAGGGACUUUAGUGUGCAGUGGUAUUACAAUAAAACCGUGGGCCUCUGUAGUCAGUUCUGGUAUGGUGGAUGCGAGGGAAAUCGCAACCGCUUCGAAUCGGAGAGCGAAUGCGAAUCAGCAUGCCGUGGAGGGCCGGUGACCUACCCCACAGAGAGACCCCCUGUGUCCCCAUCCACAGAGGACCCUUGUCAGUUACCCCCUCAGGUUGGGCGGUGCAGGGCCCGCCUACAAAGGUGGUACUAUAAUGCACAAACCAAAGAAUGUCAGCUGUUUACAUAUGGCGGAUGUGGUGGCAAUGCCAAUAACUUCAGAGACAGGAAGGAAUGUUUCACCAGAUGCAUGCCAAAAGACAUGAUUAGGAACUUGAAUGUCCACCAUGCAACUUCUGAUGAGAUCAUGGUGAUUUGGGAGCCGCCACAGAACAAUGAUGUGGAGAGUUACAAGGUGGCUUACUUGGGAACCAAGUACUACAGAGAUACAGUGAAACAGGACCCGAUGAAGGAGAUAGUCCUGACCUCUGAUUCGCGCUCCUACACGCUGAAUAACCUAAUGGAUGGGGCAGAUUAUAUGAUCAAUGUGUACCCACAGUUCAAUGGGCGGGGUGUUGGGCCCAAAAGUAGCAUCAUGGGCAAGACCAAAACACUGUUGCUCUGUGAUGAUUCACGAUAUGGCUGUUGUCCUGAUGGAAUCACUGCAGCAUCAGGGCAGAAUUAUGCUGGCUGUGCUGAUGAAGAUCCCUGUAAGAAAUCGACUUGGGGUUGCUGUGAGGAUGGGAUUAGUGAAGCUACAGGACCAAACUUUGAGGGUUGUGACCUUGAUGGGCGACCUUCAGGAGAUUUCUGCAAUGAGACAGUGUAUGGAUGUUGUCCAGAUGGAGAAACCCCUGCCCAGGGAGCUAACUAUGACGGUUGUCCCAGAGAACCUGAGAUAACUCCAGUUGGUAUCUGUCAAAAGAAGGAAGAGAGAGGACCGUGUUCAGACUUUGAGGUCAAAUGGUUCUACAAUACAACCUCUCAGCGAUGUGACCGGUUCUGGUACGGAGGCUGCGAAGGAAAUGAUAACCGCUUUGAUGAUGAGGAGGCUUGUUCACGACGCUGUAAACAAACAACACCUGAUACAGGGUCAAAACCUGUCUGUGAGCAACCAAAAGUUACUGGGCCCUGCAGAGCUUACUUCAAAAAGUAUUAUUUCAAUGGAAGAGAAUGUGAAGAGUUCAUAUAUGGAGGUUGCCAGGGCAAUGAAAACAAUUUCGAAACUAUAGAACAGUGCGAGGAAACUUGCGAAAUUGAUAUUGACAAUACAAGAGGACAGGAAACCUGUCAGCAGCCAAUGGACACUGGACCGUGUCGCGGUAACAUACCUCGUUGGUAUUUUGAUAGACAGUCCAACCAGUGCCUGGAAUUCCUGUAUGGAGGUUGCCAAGGAAACACCAACAAUUUCGAAACUAGAGAAGAGUGUCAGAAGUCAUGUGCUUCCGGAACUGGACAACCAGACAGACAGGAUCAGGAUGUGUGUAAGCUGAACUCUGACACUGGCCCCUGUAGAGCUCUUGUCAUGCGCUGGUACUACGACUACAAUGAUGGCGUUUGUAGAAAUUUCAGCUACGGAGGAUGUGAUGGGAAUCAGAAUAAUUUCGAAACACAACAGGCGUGCGAAUCCACCUGCAGUAGAGACCAUGUGUGCAAGCCCUUCAUCACUGGACAGAUUCAGUGUCUUGCCUACCAGAGACGGUACAAGUAUGACGCCACAAGCGGAGACUGUAUGCAGUUCAUUUACGGCGGAUGUGGUGGAAAUUCCAACAACUUUGGAUCUGUGGAGGCUUGUCGCAGGAAGUGUGCUCCUGAGAGGCUGAGGCCUGCGGUCACUACAGAGUCACCCAUUGAGGGCAGCGGAGAUGGGGGAGAGGGAUACUGUCACCUUCAAGUGGACCAAGGAAGCUGUAAAGCACUUAUCCCUGCCUGGUACUAUGACCAUCUGACUGGACAGUGUAGUGAGUUCCAGUAUGGAGGAUGCGGAGGAAACGAAAACCGCUUCACAAGUCAGGAAGUGUGCGAGUCUUCCUGUAGCAGGGAAAAUGUUUGCAACAUGGAGAAAGAAGAGGGCAACUGUCUGGCAUAUUUCCAACGAUAUUUCUACAAUAAGAAAACCCAAUCCUGUGAGGGCUUUAUCUAUGGGGGAUGUGGUGGAAACGCCAACAAUUUCGACUCGCUGGAUGCAUGCAACAGAAAGUGUAUUCAGAGAGAGUGCUCCAACCAGGACUUCAGGUGUCGCAGUGGUCAGUGUGUGGAUGUCAGGCGUCGCUGUGACGGGGUGCCCGACUGUACCGAUAGGUCUAAUGAGGAUAGCACAAUGUGUGCACCUGUCACAACUUGUCCCGAGGGUUACUUCCGCUGUGCUGACCGCUCGUGCGUAGACGGCAGGAGAUGUGAUGGUAGACAGGACUGUGCCGACAACUCAGAUGAAUAUCAGUGUGUGGUUAAUACAACCUGUCCACAAGGUUACUUCCGCUGUGCUGACCGCUCGUGCGUGGCCGGCAGGAGGUGUGAUGGUAGACAGGACUGUGCCGACAACUCAGAUGAAUAUCAGUGUGCUGUCCAGAAUCCCCCUACCGAUGUUGAUGUGACUCCAUCGAGGGACGAUAACUACCAGGUGUUACUGCGAUGGAGAGCACCUGCCUCUAGUGGUCUUAACCCAGUACUUGAUUAUAAGAUUCUCUACACUAACCGAGGUCCUAGUGCUGACGAGAGUCAAUGGUACACACAGCAAGCAGAAGGCAACCAAGAGUACAUGUAUGUGUCCGGUCUACAGCCAGAUUCUACCUACUACUUCAAGAUCCAGGCCAGGAAUGCCGGGGGCUAUGGCCCCUUCUCCAGAGCUGUGGUCUACAUUGCACCAUCAAGAGUAACUGACGCCCCAAGAGGAAAGGACCCCAACUGUAUGCUUCCCGUGGACCGGGGCAGCUGUAACAACAUGACCAUCAUGUACCACUACGACCCGUCCAUCAGUGAUUGCCGACCGUUCCGUUGGUACGGCUGUACCGGUAAUGCCAACAGGUUUAGUAGUGGUCAAGAGUGUCGUAGCAGGUGCUGGGACAGGUACAACGUCAUCCCCACAAGGGGACCUGUCUACCCCACUGAGCGGCCACGGGUCACUAGCAGACCCACCUACCCGACCGAGAGACCACCUGUCACCACAAGGAGGCCCAUUUACCCCACCGAGGGACCCAGGGUCACUACGACCAGGGAGUAUACCGUCAAUGUGGACCUCUGUGAUGAGAAAGAUGAGCGAGGACCUUGCAGUAACUACUCUGUCAAGUGGUACUACAACAAGACGGAGCAGAAAUGUCGCCGCUUCUGGUACGGCGGUUGUGAAGGCAACGCCAACAGGUUCGACGACGAACAGGACUGUCAGGACGUGUGUAUUAAACGCGUUCGUCCCAAUCCAGGAACCCCUGCAACCACCAAAGCCCCAGAUGAUAAGGACAAUGAGAUCGAUGACAAGACCUGUGGGUCUCGCUUUGGCUGCUGCCCUGACGGAAUCACCCCUGCCAGAGACUUCUACCUCAGUAACUGUAAUGAUGAGACAGGACCAGACACUGAGGUUAUACAGGGAGACUACACCUCUCUGAUCAAGGAACCGGAUACCGAUGUGGUAAUACAGUGUAACCGAUAUCAAACCGGAUACGGUUCUAUCUCCUGGUACAAGGAUGGCUUCCAACUUGCACAAACUGGAAGAGUAUUUAUACAAAGUGACGGCUCUCUAUUGAUUCGUAUGGCUACAGUAGAUGACAGUGGAAUGUACGCCUGUAGAAUUGCCUCUGUCGGAUCCACCCCAGAAAUCGAAAGGUUUAGACUACAAGUGGAAGCUCGCGGGGAAAAAGUUCCAAUUACAAUCUUCCCAACUCCUGCCAAGAUUGUGGUCCAGCCGGGAAUGAACGCCUUCCUACACUGCCAGGCUUAUGGCAACCCUCGCCCCAGGGUAGCUUGGUCUCGGGACGGCUACGACGUGUCCCGUGAUCCCCGGUUCUCUGUGUACCCCAAUGGAACGCUGAUUAUCCAGCGGACCCUGGAGCAGGACAUGGGUAGCUACCUGUGUGUGGCCAACAAUGGAGUGUCCAAUCCGGCCCAAAGAAUCGUCAUGCUGCAGCUCAGAGAAUCAUUGCGGGCAAGUAUAGAACAAGUAGAGGAGAGGAAGAGGGAGGGGGAGACAUUGUACCUGACUUGUUCGGGCUUUGGUUACCCCACCCCCUCAAUUACCUGGGAGAAGAACGGCCUGCCACUCACAUCCGACCAGAGAAUUAAAAUCCAAGGAGGAAGUUUGAGGGUGAUAAACUUGGCACUUGAGGACACGGGCACUUACACAUGUAUAGUGAUGAAUGACGAGGAGAAAGUUGAGGACACUGUGUCAAUUCAAGUGACUCCAUUCGAUCUGCUGCCGUCUACUUGUGUGGACUCGGCCAGUAAAGUCAAGUGUUCCCUGAUCGUGGCUGCCCGCCUGUGUGGUCACACCAGAUACUCGCGCCCUUGCUGUGAGAGUUGUCAGAGAGAGAAGACGAGAAUAAUGCAGCAGUCCUCAACAAUCCUGGGUUAAAGCAGGCGCCACCAAUCUCAAUACUCAGCCAUACUGUGUCACGCCCUUUGAUAUAUAUACGUGUAACUUGUGCACUAUUUGGAAAUGAGUUGAACUGAAAUGAAAUGGCUAUUAUUAUAACAAACCCUCUAGAUCCUAGAGUCGACUUGUAAGUUUUUCUUUUUGUAUUUUUAUAUUAAAAAGAAUGUGUACUCUGUUGAUUUCUUGUGUUUUUGUAUGAAAUUAAGGAACACUUGUACAUGUUACUAGCCAUGUUAGAAAUCCUUGCUUUUUUGUAUGGAAUCCAUUAAAUCUCUAGUUAUAUACAUGUAUUCGUUCUGUAAAACACCCCCACCCACCGUUCUUGUGCUCGGGCUGACAGUGGCAUUGAGGCCAGUUACAUUCCAAGUGAUUCAUAGGAUCUUGACAGUUGUAUGAAGUAUUAUGUUAGCUUUUUGCAUGUAAUCAUUUCCUUAAAAAAAAACAAAUUGAUACCAAAGUUGUAUUUAAUGAGCCUUAAUUAAUAUUAUGUAACCCUCCUUCUCUUCUUAUAAAUCUCAUUUUUGUAUAGAGAAUAUUUAUAUAGCAAAGUAUGUACAUUUAUUGUAAUUAUUAAAGAUAUGUAGAAUGAGAAUUCUUUCUAAUGGUAAAAUGAUUAAUUUUAGAUGUCCAGAUUUUUUGAGAAUUUCAUGAAAAUUCAAAUCUUAAUAUUGCAUGACUUAAUUUGUCAGAUGAGCAUGUGAGUGAAAUUUUCUUCUUUGUCUGUUCAUUAAUUAAGUCUUUGUGACACUUCUGAUUGUUAUUCGAGAAAACCAUUUGAUACCUCUUUGUUUUACUAUGCAAUGGUGCUCAGUUAAUAUUGCUUGUCUUAUUACAGGAAGUCUACACCUUUUACAAAGAUCGGUGUCAUUUUAUAUUGUUUACAGAAAUCUGGAUUUGAAUAAAUGUUGUAAAAUCU
Molecule: messenger RNA, 10090 nt
Organism: Magallana angulata
Lineage: Eukaryota; Metazoa; Mollusca; Bivalvia; Ostreida; Ostreidae
Product: papilin-like
Molecular function (GO): serine-type endopeptidase inhibitor activity; protein binding
Source: RefSeq, a predicted model, not a curated record